This is a messenger RNA of Scophthalmus maximus (turbot), 5171 nucleotides long. It is a transcript of the gene eml1, whose product is annotated as EMAP like 1. Gene Ontology annotation, cellular component: mitotic spindle. The record is from RefSeq and is a predicted model, not a curated record. Bases 537 to 3128 code for a protein of 863 amino acids. Gene Ontology annotation, biological process: microtubule cytoskeleton organization. NCBI's taxonomy places the organism in Eukaryota, Metazoa, Chordata, Actinopteri, Pleuronectiformes, Scophthalmidae. Gene Ontology annotation, molecular function: microtubule binding. The transcript is spliced from 25 exons.
GGCCCAGCCCCCUGUGCUCUGACUUGUCCGCACUGUGACAGGGGAAGGCUGGGCUGUCCCGAGCAUUAUCUAAACACUCAGACACACACACACUCACACACACUCACACACGAACACAGUAACUGCCUACGCCAGAGCGCUCUCAGCUCAAGCCCUCUUAAAGCGUUUUUUCUGCCGGUAAUCAGUGAGAGCUAACGACACACAGUGCCUCCGCUGGGAGUGUUUUUCUGCUGUAGUUCGGGACACUUUUUUUGUGCGAGGGGGGAGGAAUACGAAGAGGAAAAGGAGAGGAAUUGGAUGUUCACAUGACAUAAUCGUGAAUGGGUUGCCAUGGUGACUCACCCAGGGAGCCUGACCCGUGCAGAGUGAAUGGAGGGAGCGCCUUAGACGCCAAGUGAACGAUAAACUAACAGAGGGGAGUCACCAGGGAGAGAGAGACACGGAGAGAGAGAGAGAGAGAGAGAGAGAGGGGAGAGAAGGAGCCAAGGAGUGGUGGAUAACAGUCUGAGCACAGAGGAGCGGAGCAGAGGCUGAGAAUGGAGGACGGGUUUUCCAGCUACAGCAGCUUGUAUGACACCUCAUCACUGCUGCAGUUCUGCAACGAUGACAGUGCGUCAGCCGCCAGCAGCAUGGAGGUGACGGAUCGCAUCGCCUCCCUGGAGCAGAGAGUCCAGAUGCAGGAGGACGAGAUUCAGCUGCUGAAGUCCGCUCUGGCCGACGUGGUUCGCAGGCUCAACCAGUCUGAGGAGCAGCAUGCCAUGGGGUCACGCAGAGGACCCACCAAAGACCCUGCUAUGAUGAGAAAGUCUCCCUCAGCAGACCGCAAUGUUGGGAAGCCAGCCAGGCCAAUGAUUGCUACGCUGCCUUUACGGCCCACAGUAAACAAUGGGACCGUCCUACCAAAGAAAGGCGGUGGCACUCUGCCCUCCCCGUCAGGAUCUGGAUCCAGAAAGGACACCAGCACCCCUGCAAGCAGAAGUCUGUCCAGUCUGUCCAGUCUGUCUUCUCUGUCUCGAUCCGCCAGAAUUCUCUAUCUGCCUCUCAGCACUGUGAGGAGGGCAAACUCAAAUGAACAUAUGGGAACUCUGACGCGGAAAGAUUUGGGCGACUCCAAGGGCAACCGAACUCGCGCCGGAUCCACAGGCAGCAAUUCCAGCGGCAAAAGAAGUGACAGCAAACAGAGGGAUCCAGUGUUUAAUGCAGGGAUGCGACGUGUGACCCACUGCAAAGAGGAAGGUUAUGUGAAAAUGUUUUUGAAGGGUCGCCCCGUCACCAUGCACAUGCCCAAAGACCAAGUGGACAGCUACUGCCUGGAGGCCAGAGCGGAGCUGCCCAGCAACAAACUCAAGCUGGACUGGGUCUACGGUUACCGCGGUCGAGACUGUCGCUCCAACCUUUACUUGCUGCCCACUGGAGAAACGGUGUAUUUCAUCGCUUCAGUGGUCGUCCUGUUCAACGUGGACGAGCGGCUGCAGAGACACUACACUGGACACACAGAUGACAUCAAAUGCCUGGCCGUCCACCCCGACAAGAUCACCAUAGCAACUGGGCAGGUGGCGGGAACCUCUUCAGACGGAAAACAUCUUGCUCCUCAUGUUCGUGUGUGGGACUCUGUAAGCCUCAACACCCUCCACGUCCUGGGUGCAGGCUUCUUUGACCGAGCCUUGGUCUGCUUGUCUUUCUCUAAGUCGAAUGGAGGAAACACACUUUGUGUUGUGGAUGACUCCAACGAUCACAUGCUUUCGGUUUGGGACUGGCAGAGAGAGGACAGACUCGCCGAGGUCAAGUGCUCCAACGAGUCCGUGUUUGCUGCAAACUUUCACCCGACUGACAGCAACAUCGUAGUCACUUGUGGAAAAUCACAUCUCUGUUUCUGGAACCUGGAGAAAGGCAUGCUGGUCAAAAAGCAAGGACUGUUUGAGAAACAGGAGAAGCCCAAGUUUGUGCUGUGCGUGACCUUUGCAGAAAAUGGAGACGCUAUAACCGGAGACUCAAGUGGGAACAUCCUGGUGUGGGGAAAAGGCACUAAUCGUAUUAGCCACGUCAUCCAAGGAGCUCAUGAGGGCAGCAUCUUUUCUCUGUGCAUGCUGAGGAACGGCACGCUGGUGUCUGGAGGCAAAGACCGCAGGCUCACUUCUUGGGACAGCAGCUAUCAACAGAUACAAACGGUGGAGGUUCCUGAGUUGUUUGGUCCCAUCAGGACUAUAGCGGAGGGCAGAGGGGAGACUGUGCUCAUCGGAACCACCAAGAACUUUGUUUUGCAAGGCAGUUUGGAUGGAGAAUUCAUGCCAAUAACACAGGGUCACAUUGAUGAGUUGUGGGGUCUGGCAGUUCACCCCUGGAAGCCUCAGUUCCUCACCUGUGGAUAUGACAGGCAGGUCAGCCUGUGGGACUCGAGUACCCAUCAGCUCAUCUGGACCAAGAGUAUGGAGGAUGCUGCCCAAUCAGCAGGCUUCCACCCGACCGGAGCUGUGGUUGCCAUAGGAACCCAAAUGGGCAGAUGGCUGGUGCUGGACACUGACUCUAAGGAUUUAGUCGCUGUGCACACUGACGGGAACGAACAGCUGUCUGUUAUACAAUACGGGCCAGAUGGAAACUUCCUGGCCAUCGGUUCCCACGACAACUACAUCUAUAUCUACGCCGUGGCAGAAAAUGGGAGAAAGUACAGUCGAGUGGGGAAGUGCUCGGGUCACUCUAGUUUCAUCACCCAUCUUGACUGGUCGGUGGACUCCCAGUAUCUGGUAUCCAAUUCCGGAGAUUAUGAGAUACUGUACUGGAUUCCAUCAGUAUGCAAACAGGUGGUCAGUGUGGAGACCACCAGAGACAUCGAGUGGGCCACUUACACCUGCACUCUGGGCUUCCACGUCUUCGGCUUGUGGCCCGACGGCUCCGAUGGCACCGACGUCAACGCGGUCUGCAGGUCCAGUGAUAAGAGCCUCCUGGUUACUGGAGACGACUUUGGGAAGGUCCACCUCUUCUCAUACCCCUGUUCACAGUUCAGGGCUCCCAGCCAUGUUUACGGUGGCCACAGCAGUCACGUGACCAACGUGACCUUCCUGUACGACGACAGCUACCUGGUGUCGACUGGAGGGAAGGAUAUGAGCGUGAUGCAGUGGAGGAUAGUCUGAGCGCACAGACACAAACGGAUAUUGUCAUUUUACCUGCUGCUGGGGCCUGAAGCCCGGCCGAAGCAAACUUUACUGAACUGCACUUAACUGAACAAAACCAAACGUAAAUUAACUCAGAUGCUAAAAAAAAGUGGAUCUGACUGAAGUGAGGUGAGGUGGCAGAGGAAGAUCUUGCGUCCCGAGGUCCCCCCCCAGAUCUGCUCUCACAUCCCAAAUGAGAUGAACUGGCGGGGUUUGAUGUGAGGUUGCUUGAGAUACAAAAAAAUCCUGAAUAUUUCUCCUUUUUCAUUAUUAACACUACAUGUUUAAAUAAAAUCACGCACUGUAGCCUAGUCACCGAUGACAUGACACGAAGCAAAUCAAACGGAUCAAAUCCAGGUCAACAGAAACCAAAGUCCGUGACUUCCUGACUGCAUUUGUACGACUGGGCUCUCACUCUUCUUCUCUCGUGCACACUCCUGCUACAGAUAAUGGACUUAUGAAUUCUGGACUGAAUAUCAUCGAGCUGAAGAUCCGAGAGCAUUGGGACAAAAACUGUAUGGAAAGAAAGACCAUAGUGAUUUUCUAAUUAUUAAACUUUAUUUUAUUUUGUAUUUAACAACUCAGGAAAGUGCUAGUGAAUCAGGACCCCUCCCUGAUAUUAACACAUAUCAGAACAAAAGGUAUCAACCAUGGUAAAUAUCUGAUUUGACUGCUGUUCAACCAUUUGUAGAUUUAUUCGCAUUGACUUAGUGUGUAUUAAAACCAUCUAUACUGUCAGGGCUGAUGCUGCAUUUGGUGGCUAUAAUACAUACCUGUUAGGAGAAUGAUAUGAAUGAACAGGAGACAACCCACAUGAUUUUCUUUCCCCAGUCAUUCAAGAUAUUAACCAAUAUUUGGAGAGAUUUAGGGUGACAAAAAAUUAAACUCUCUGGACUCAAAUUAAGAUUUUAACAGAUUUUAACAAAUUUGUCUGAAGAUUUUCCAAAGGUUUGUGCUUCCUGGUCUUCAAAAAAAGACACUUUUCCCAAAUAUUUAUUUAUCAUGUUGCAAAUCCAUCAUUGCAAAUAUCAGUUCCUUCCGAGUUUUUUUUCUUUUCCCAAAACCCUGGUUAAUCCCAAAUGUGUAAAUAUGCAGAAAGGCCUCAAACAGAUAUGAGCAACAUGUGGGUGAAUAUACAGCAUUUGAAACUGUUUGGAAUUUUGGAAGGAGAUGUUGUAUGUUUCCUUUUUUGCCGUGAGGCGUAUGUUGAUAAUCAAGAUCAAGCAUGUGUUAGGUUUUUCAAUGAUGUGAAGCCUUUUUAAAUCUGUGUCGCUCUACCCACAUCAGUUUGUGAAGAUGAGACCAUUACACUGUAACUGCUAAUGUCUGAUAUGCUUCUCAGGUAUGCACCAUCAGUCACUGGUAUUUCAUUUUACUGAACCCUCUUGAAGUCUUUUUCUAUAUUUCACUGCUUCUGCCUGAUAAACAUACAAAUAACUUCUGUAACCAUUUUUUAGCACUUUCUGGAGUUUUUCAUAUAUCAGUUUGCUCUCAACCUUCAGAGCUGUGUGCCAUCCGGUCUGAUCUAUGGUACGGUACGUAGCAUGUCCCAGUCCUCAUCUUAUGGUUAAUAACAAUUCAAAAUUACUCACAUGCUGAAUGAAUUAUGUUACUGGGGGUCAAGCAGAUUUUGGUGUGACAAUAAUUGCCACUGAUGUGAGGUUUUGAAAUCCAGUUUUUGAACGUGUCUUAUCAGGAAAACCACUGAAAUCUUAACUGCAGUGAUAUACGUCACCACUCUACAGAGGAAAUGUAACAUGAUUUGUCUUCACCACUAAACGCUGCAUAAAACCAUUGGACUCUUCACAUUUGUCUGAAAGUAAAUGCAACAUGAAAUUCCUAUAGAUGCAGUGUCUUAUACUUCCCACUUUAUGACAUUAUUUGAUUUUUUUAUUUGAUUUUCUGUCAUCUUUAAUUUAAAGGCGGUUCCAGGUGGUAUAAUUGUUCGGUCACUGUCAUAAAGUCGCUGCAGUAGCAAGACACCAGUAAGGACCAUAGACUGUGAAUAAAAAAUGGACAUAG